Messenger RNA from Halichondria panicea, 4340 nucleotides. RefSeq names its product serine/threonine-protein phosphatase 6 regulatory ankyrin repeat subunit B-like. Gene Ontology annotation, molecular function: protein binding. Gene Ontology annotation, biological process: signal transduction; protein localization to ciliary inversin compartment. Gene Ontology annotation, cellular component: ciliary inversin compartment. The record is from RefSeq and is a predicted model, not a curated record. Lineage: Eukaryota; Metazoa; Porifera; Demospongiae; Suberitida; Halichondriidae.
AUGAUACGCCCCCAGACCAAAUGGGAUGAUUUUCAUGACUGAGAUCUGUAGAGCUAGCUAGCUAGAGACCAGGUACGUACCAGUGAGUGAUCGUGACUCGACUGAGGAUGCAGUAUAAUUAUAAGUCACUCUGAAAGUUAGAUCUAAAUCCAGAGAUGUCAUUAUUAAUGGAAGCUUGCGAGACGGGUGAUGUGGGUGUGGUUCAGUUGGCACUAGAAGGAGGGGCGGAUCCAAACCAGGCAGAUGAGGACAACCGGACUGCUCUCCACGUAGCCAGUAGCAAUGGACAUGAUGAGGUGGUGAGAGUCCUCUUAGCAGCCAAGGCUACAGUCAACACUCAGAGCAAGUGGGGUCAGUCCCCUCUCUGGGUAGCCAGUUACAAUGGUCACCUGAAGUGUGUGGAACUUCUAAUCGAUGCUGGAGCCAAUGUUGAUAUGCAAGAAGAGGACAACUGGACUGCUCUCCACAUAGCCUGUCAGAAUGGACAUGAUGAGGUGGUGAGAGUCCUCUUAGCAGCCAAGGCUACAGUCAACACUCAGAGCAAGUCGGGUGAGUCCCCUCUCUGGGUAGCCAGUUGCAAUGGUCACCUGAAGUGUGUGGAACUUCUAAUCAAUGCUGGAGCCAAUGUUGAUAUGCAAGAAGAGACUGGAGCUACUGCGCUGCAUGUUGCUGCUCAGAAUGGUCACUUGAGGGUAGUUGAAGUGUUAAUUGUAGCUAUGGCUCGAGUUGAUAUCCAAGAGGAGGGCAACCGGACUGCUCUCCACGUAGCCAGUAGCAAUGGACAUGAUGAGGUGGUGAGGGUCCUCUUAGCAGCCAAGGCUACAGUCAACACUCAGAACAAGUUGGGUGAGUCCCCUCUCAGGGUAGCCAGUUACUAUGGUCACCUGAAGUGUGUGGAACUUCUAAUCAAUGCUGGAGCCAAUGUUGAUAUGCAAGAUGAGGACAACUGGACUGCUCUCCACGUAGCCUGUCAGAAUGGACAUGAUGAGGUGGUGAGAGUCCUCUUAGCAGCCAAGGCUACAGUCAACACUCAAAACAAGUCGGGUCAGUCCCCUCUCAGGGUAGCCAGUUACUCUGGUCACCUGAAGUGUGUGGAACUUCUAAUCGAUGCUGGAGCCAAUGUUGAUAUGCAAGAUGAGGACGUGACAGCUCUCCUCGCAGCCAGUAACAAUGGACAUGAUGAGGUGGUGAGGGUCCUCUUAGCAGCCAAGGCUACAGUCAACACUCAAGACAAGUCGGGUGAGUCCCCUCUCUGGGCAGCCAGUUUCAAUGGUCACCUGAAGUGUGUGGAACUUCUAAUCGAUGCUGGAGCCAAUGUUGAUAUGCAAGAUGAGGACAACUGGACUGCUCUCCACGCAGCCUGUCAGAAUGGACAUGAUGAGGUGGUGAGGGUCCUCUUAGCAGCCAAGGCUACAGUCAACACUCAGAGCAAGUCGGGUCAGUCCCCUCUCAUGGUAGCCAGUUACGAUGGUCACCUGAAGUGUGUGGAACUUCUAAUCAAUGCUGGAGCCAAUGUUGAUAUGCAAGCAGAGGACAACCUGACAGCUCUCCACGCAGCCAGUAACAAUGGACAUGAUGAGGUGGUGAGGGUCCUCUUAGCAGCCAAGGCUACAGUCAACACUCAAGACAAGUGGGGUCAGUCCCCUCUCUGGGCAGCCAGUUACAAUGGUCACCUGAAGUGUGUGGAACUUCUAAUCGAUGCUGGAGCCAAUGUUGAUAUGCAAGAAGAGGACAACCGGACUGCUCUCCACGUAGCCAGUAGCAAUGGACAUGAUGAGGUGGUGAGAGUCCUCUUAGCAGCCAAGGCUACAGUCAACACUCAGAGCAAGUUGGGUCAGUUCCCUCUCUGGGUAGCCAGUUGCAAUGGUCACCUGAAGUGUGUGGAACUUCUAAUCAAUGCUGGAGCCAAUGUUGAUAUGCAAGAAGAGGACAACUUUACUGCUCUCCACGUAGCCUGUAUAAAUGGACACGAUGAGGUGGUGAGGGUUCUCUUAGCAGCCAAGGCUACAGUCAACACUCAAGACAAGUCGGGCCAGUCCCCUCUCUGGGCAGCCAGUGUGAAUGGUCACCUGAAGUGUGUGGAACUUCUAAUCAAUGCUGGAGCCAAUGUUGAUAUGCAAGAAGAGAACAACCUGACAGCUCUCCACGUAGCCAGUAGCAAUGGACAUGAUGAGGUGGUGAGAGUCCUCUUAGCAGCCAAGGCUACAGUCAACACUCAAGACAAGUCGGGUCAGUCCCCUCUCUGGUCAGCCAGUUUCGAAGGUCACCUGAAGUGUGUGGAACUUCUAAUCGAUGCUGGAGCCAAUGUUGAUAUGCAAGAAGAGACUGGAGCUACUGCGCUGUACAUAGCUUCUCAGAAUGGUCACUUGAGGGUAGUUGAAGUGUUAAUUGCAGCUAUGGCUCAGGUGGACAUGCAACAGAAGGAUGGGGCCACAGCAUUGCACGUAGCCAGUGCGAAUGGUCAUUGUGAAGUGGUGGAGUGCUUAGUUGAGAGAGCCCACUGUGACACCAUUGUAAAGAUGAAUAAUGGCAUGACUCCCCUCCACACUGCUUGCUGCGGUGGACACAAAGAUGUGGUACAGUACAUGGUGGAGAGAGCCCACUGUGACACCAGUGUAACUGAUGCUGGAGGCAGGACUCCACUUGACUGUGCAAUACAGGAGGGUCAUACUGAAACCAUCGAAUAUCUUCAGUCUCUUGGGGCACCAUCUGCUGCUCCCAGUCAGAGCACCGACCCUCCAGUAGACCAGCAGCCGCAAGGGUUGUUGAACAAGCUACAAUCACCCGCUAUUCACCGGUCAGAGCGCAUAUCUCGAACAAAAAGGAGUACCUCAAAAACAAGAGUGAUCAAAUCCUGGCCGAGCGCGAAGGGCUGCCUCUAGGGAGUUAUCAAGAUGUUAUAUUGUCUCCUCAUCUACCAACUGAAGGCAUGAGUCAACCGCAAGAAUCCAAACACAGUUUUGAUCUCCCUGGUGUUGAAGCUGUAGCCCACACUCACGUGAUUGUCACCAACUCGUCCCAAACCUUCGUCUGGGAUGGCCAUGGGUUCAAACUCCACAUACCCCAGGACUCCUUGCCAGCUGGUGUUGACGAGUGUCAACUAGACAUCAUGGCCAGUGUAGCUGGACGGUACCAGUUUCCCGACAAUCUCCAGUUGGUCAGCGGUGUCUUCUGGUUGCGUCCUCAUCCCCCGGGUUCAUUCCAGCAGCUGCUAACAGUCGAAAUACAGCACUGUGCCAAGAUGACUGGCUCCACCAAGCUCUCAUUUGUAAGAGCAUCUUGCUCCCAGGAGAGUCUGCCGUACACAUUCAAGCAGCUCGAAAGACGUGGCUCGUUCGCUGAUCAGACAUCGUACGGUUCACUGGAGCUGUCUUACUUCAGUGGACUGGCGGUGACUGGAGAGGAUGUGGACAGAGAGUACACUGCCAGCCUCUACUACCUUGGGUCAGAGCUGCAUAGCAGGGAAAUACAUUUUGUUGUCAGCUGGAAUGAUGAGAUUCAUAGAACACGUGUGAGUGAGGAGUACUCCUCUAAAGAAGCCAUUCUCGGAGUGAAUCAUAUCGUUGAGUUCGAGGAGGACAGUAUAACACUGGAUAUUCCUAUGGCUGGCGCUGAAGUCAGUGGAGGGUGGAGAAUAACGCCAAUGUUUCAUCCUACGGUCACCAAGAAGCAUGUUGAUCAGUUUAAACCUGGACGAAGAAUUCCGCACUGCCACUUGAAGGCUAAAGUGACAAGCAACCACGAGGUGUCUGCUCCAGAGCUGCUCCACCAAGUCAAGCUAGUGGGUGCAAAGUUUCCCUACAACAUUGUCACUAUUAAUCUGGACCAACAAACUCUUCCAGGAUCAUCUGCUCAACCAGUGAGUACAGCUCUUCAACAGCUGAUGGACACAUGUCCGCUCACUACUGCCCAAGUCAGCAGAGAAAUCCAGCAAGAAGACGUAUCAUAUUUGGCUCCCUGUUUCGAUAAUGUUGAGCUCUAUGUCGAUGCUAUGAAAUUAACCCCUGGCGAGCAAAGUAAUGUCCAGUUGAAAAAAAUUGAGAGUAACCACCUAGCUAUGAUUGAGUGUUUGAAAAUCUGGAGAGGAAAACAGCGCUCACAAGCAACAUUCAGGGCCCUUCUGGAGAUGUUAGUAAAACUGAGAAAAGGGGAGAUUGCUGACCUAGUCUGCCAGUACUUGAAAGAGCUGUGAGAAGGUGCACGUAAUACAGCACUCCAUAUCGACUGUAGAUAUAUCAGAACAGAACCCUUAGAUUAGCUUUAUCCCUAAUGUGUGGUUAUUAUUGUGUACGUGUGUUUUGUACAUUGCGUGUUUAAAAUGAAUUAUAAAAACUGUUCGA